AUGCGAUACGUGGAUGUCUGUUCCCUGUACCCGUACGUGUUGAAAUACAAGCCAUUUCCCGUCCAACAUCCCCAAGUCAUCACCAGCCAUUUCACCGAUGUCAGAGACUAUUUCGGGCUCAUUCGCUGUCGUGUCCUCCCACCCCGAGAGCUGUAUCACCCCGUAUUACCUUACAAGACCGGGGGUAAAUUACUCUUUCCCUUAUGCCGCACCUGUGCGGAACAGCGCAACUUAGGAUCCGACGAGCGGUGCCAGCACACCGAUUCUGAACGCAGUCUCACUGGCACCUGGGUGACCACCGAACUUCACAAAGCAUUAGAUCUAGGCUAUCGUCUCGACCGCAUUUACGAAGUUUGGCAUUUUGAGAAAACCAGUGACCACUUAUUUCGAGCGUAUAUCAACACCUUUUUGAAAAUUAAACAAGAAGCUUCCGGAUUCCCCGAGGAUUGUCAAACAGCCCAACAGCAGCAACAUUACAUUGAGGAAAUUCAGCAACGAGAAGGCAUUGCCAUGAACCCGGCAGACAUCCAGAAAAAUCCUGUCCGAAGAACCAUUGCCAAACUCUUUUUAAAUUGCUUGUGGGGAAAAUUUGCUCAACGAUUACAAUUACCCAAAUCCCUGUAUCUCACGGAAGAAGAAGAAUUACAACAGAAAUUACAAGAUGCCACUUUAGAAGUCAAAGGCAUCGAACUCUUAGAAAAUCGUGAACGCCCCGAAUGUGGUAUGAUGCUGAUCAAUUAUCAGGAGAAAGAAGAAUUUUUAGAAGACUGUCCCUUUGGAAACGUGGUGCUGGCGUGUUUUACAACAGCUCAUGCUCGUUUACAUUUGUACGAGACGUUACAGCCUUUGGGAGAGCGUGUCUUAUACUUUGACACGGAUAGUAUCAUCUAUCAGCACGACGAGACCCAGUUCAAUCCGACCAUUAUCAACAGUUUAGGUGGCUGGACCGAUGAAUUGGGUGGAGAUCGUAUCAUCAAGUACAUGUCGGGCGGGCCCAAAAAUUAUGCAUACGAGACCCAGGGGGAAAAAUCUGUCUGCAAAGUCAAAGGAUUGACACUCAAUUAUCGUGCCUCUAGAGUCGUGUCUCUCGAUACGUUGGAAAAAAUGUUAAAAGGAGAAGAAGAAGAAGUCCAUGUCCGUUAUCCGCACUUUAUUCAACGAACCCGCCAACAUGAUGUGCGAACCAUUCCUCUGGUGAAGAAAUACCGCAUGGUGUAUGAUAAACGUCAACGUAUUCAUGACUAUGACACGCUGCCUUACGGGUAUUAA
This is a messenger RNA of Ostrea edulis (European flat oyster), 1269 nucleotides long. RefSeq lists its product as uncharacterized. The coding region runs from base 1 to 1269 and encodes 422 amino acids. The transcript has a single exon. Lineage: Eukaryota; Metazoa; Mollusca; Bivalvia; Ostreida; Ostreidae. Gene Ontology annotation, biological process: DNA replication. Gene Ontology annotation, molecular function: DNA-directed DNA polymerase activity; nucleotide binding; DNA binding. The record is from RefSeq and is a predicted model, not a curated record.